Molecule: messenger RNA, 1564 nt
Organism: Brassica napus (rape)
Lineage: Eukaryota; Viridiplantae; Streptophyta; Magnoliopsida; Brassicales; Brassicaceae
Exons: 1
Coding region: 494-1045 (183 amino acids)
Source: RefSeq, a predicted model, not a curated record
AAUGAAAUGGUAAUAUAUAUUUAUCAAACAUAAAAGCAAUUAAUAUACAUAAAUAUUAACUCUUUUGUAGGCUAACAAUAAAGUGUAUAUAGAGAGCAUAACGUUUAAAAUGAAGUGUGCAAACCUAAAUCAAGAAAGGGUUGGUUAUUCCAACAAAAACCAUGCAAGUUUGUUACUGAAUCAUCACAAGAACAAAACUGUUCCAGUGUCUGCCCAGGCAUUUUAACAGAAACACAACUUUUAAAAAACAAAUUAAUUAAAAAACAUGCGGUAGAAACUCCAACCAAAACCUCUUUUUAUUACCCUCUGCUUUCUACUAUUCUACCAUAUAAUUUUCACAAGAAAAUCUUCUCCCCAGGCAUAUAUAAGGAAGAAAGAUAUCUGAGGUUAAUUUUCAAAAAUCCUUUGAAAUCAAUCAUUCUAUAGAUUGAUAUUUUGUAUCAGCGCCAUAAUUAACCAAAACGUUAGAGAUCAUAACAAAAAGAGCGAGAAAAUGGUGAGGGUUGGUGAAGCAUUGAGUGUAUCAACCUCAUCGUGUUCAUCUCUCUACGAUAGUGAAGUCGAAGAGCUUCAAAAGAUGCCACUAGAACCACCGAAGAAGCCCAAGAAACGUCUCUCGAAGCAACUCUCGAUGCUGGAGACCAAAAGAGACAUAGCAUGGGAGCGUCACCGUCGCCAGAUGCUCCAUCACCUCCAGAGGAAACAAAUAAACGAAGGAGGUGAUAUUGACUUAACGGACGAGGACUUGAGUGAGCUCAAAGGUUCCAUUGAGUUAGGGUUUGGUUUUAACGAGGAGCAAGGUCAACAGCUUACGACCACGUUGCCUGCGUUAGACCUUUACUUCGCUGUGACACGUCAGAUAUCGCCGGUAUCAACACCAGGAAGCAGUGGAUCUUCGUCCUCUCGACUUACUUCUCUUGGAGACCCUUCCUCCUCUUUUGGUAGUCCUAUAAGCGACUCAUCAGAUGGAUUGAAACUUUUAUCUCCAGGUAACUAUUUUUCCCAUGUUUUUUUAUACUUUCUAAACAAGUGUUGGAAUGAAUGAUAUUAAUUUAUAAAAGUAAAUUUUCAGGAGAUAAUCCCCAGCAGGUUAAAACAAGGCUGAGGCAUUGGGCACAAGCUGUGGCAUGUUCUGUGAUACAACAUAAUUAAGCAGACAUUUAGAGAUGGAUUUUUACAGAAUGGGACAUGAAUGAGACUAUGCAAAAUUUGGUUGAGGCAAAGGAAGUGGUGUGACAGAGAAGGGUACAUUUAUUGAAGUUUCAAACUAAAAGAAGAAAUGAGAAAGAUGCAUGUUAUUAUUCUCCAACUUUUAUUUUCAGCAUAGAAAGAUAUUAGGUUUUUGUUUAUCUUCCUUUUCCAUCUUCACUCUUUUCUUUUUUAAUUUAUCUUUAGUAAAUUUGUCCUCUAUCAAACUUCUUUUCUAAUGUCAAAUACAAAUGUGCUUCCUUAUUUUAGGCGAGAAAUAAGAGUUUUAAUCCAGAAAAGAUGAUAAUAUCUUAUUAUUUUACAAUCUUGAAGUUCUUUAUUUAGCUUUUUAGUCAUACAAACCAAUAUUCAAAAC